Malania oleifera is the source of this 1606-nucleotide messenger RNA. RefSeq lists its product as uncharacterized. NCBI's taxonomy places the organism in Eukaryota, Viridiplantae, Streptophyta, Magnoliopsida, Santalales, Ximeniaceae. Bases 357 to 1331 code for a protein of 324 amino acids. The transcript has 10 exons. Gene Ontology annotation, molecular function: magnesium ion binding; holo-[acyl-carrier-protein] synthase activity. Gene Ontology annotation, cellular component: cytosol. The record is from RefSeq and is a predicted model, not a curated record.
CAUAUUCCCAAUUUCUCAUUUCCCUCUUCCUUCUUCCCUCUACCCUUCCCUCUUCGUCGUCUUCGAGUCCCACUUCGCAGUUCGCAGAACUUCGCACACAGUCGGCGACGGUGAGUUCGAAUUACCCGAAAAUUCGAAGGGAUAAAAGCCGAAGCACAGAAUAGAAAGAGAGUGUGUUUAUGUGAGGAGCAGAGAAAUCACUCACCGAGCCUCCAUUCGCUUUUUCCACACCCGUCUAUACGCAGUCUCAUCCUUCUCAAAUGUAGAAAGUUGUACCCUAAUUCACACACUUCUCUCACGUUUGGAUUCUCAAGCACUGAUUUGGGAGAUGAACAAAGAACCGCCUCCUGAGCCUCAUGAUUUCUUCAUUUGGACUGUUGAGAAUAAAUUUCCAGAUGAGGGUUCAUUGCUUUGAAAGGAGGUUCAUUGCUUCACCACCUCUUGUCCCUGUGCCACUUCCCUCAAGAAUGGAAACACAUUUAUGGUAUAUUGUGCCAGAUGAAGUGAAGAGUACAACCCUCUUAGAUAAAUAUCUAGAUCUUCUGUCACUUAAUGAGAAAGAAAAUGUUUUCCGCAUGCGUGGAGACCAGCUCCAAAAAAGAGCUUUGCUAACACGUGCCUUGGUUCGCACUACCAUUGCAAGAUAUCAGAUAAAUCCUCAAGUUACUCCAAGAUCCUUGAAGUUUAGGAAGAACAUCUAUGGAAAGCCUGAGGUAGAGUGGCAGCAUGAUGAUGAGUGGCAUCCACCACCAUUGCAUUUCAACAUUUCACACUCUUCAUCUCUGAUAGCCUGUGGUGUGACUAUGAAUGUUCCAAUUGGUAUCGAUGUUGAAGAAAAAAGCCGGAAGACAAAGAACAAUGUCUUGUCUUUUGCUCAACGAUACUUUUCUCCACGUGAAAUGGAAUUCCUAGCUUCAAUUUCUGACCCUGAGGUUCAGCGCCAGGAGUUUAUAAAACUGUGGACACUCAAGGAGGCAUAUGUUAAAGCAUUGGGAAGGGGCUUCUCAGCUGUACCUUUCAAGACCUUCACCAUCCAGUUUGGGGCUGCUACCAGAAGAGGUUUAGGUCCUUGUGAUUUUGAUUCUGAGGCAUCUGAAAUAGUUGUUGACUUUCUUGAUGACUCCAAAAUUCUGACGAGCAAUUGGCAGUUUGCACUCAUAGAAUUGGAUGGUUCUCACUUUGCUGCAAUUUGUGUGAAAAAAGACAAUAGCAUCGGAGCAGGCAAAGAGAAUGCUCCGAUGAGAUUGACUGUAUGGAAGACCAUUCCACUUGUUGAAGAUGAAUGUGUCUCUGGAACUGAUGCAGUUACAACAAGUGGUAGCUUGACUUGAGCAAUUGUAAUUAUUUGGUGGUAAAUUAUUGACAACUCAUCAAAAGGCAGCAUCUCUUUCCUUCAAGUUGGUUGAUUUCCUCAGUCCCCAUCCCUUACCCAGCUAAAUCAUUCGUCUAAAAUAAUUACCAGAGAUCUUAAUUCUUGGAGAUGUUGUCAUCUCUGUGACACUGGAUUUUCUUAUAUGUUAUGACCUUGGUGGAAACCUUUGUCCUUUGUACUGUGGUUUGAACCCUUAAUCUUGAUUUUAAAACAUGGCACAGAUUAGCAGCAUUA